GGUGGGCGCUGCGAGGCGCGGUCACGGCAGCAGCGGCAGCACUGGCAGCGUGUGGGCCCUCUUUCUCUUCCAGAGAGAGGCGCCGAGCCCGGUCGCGCUCGCCGCUCCCGCCUCCGCGCCGCAAUGUGAAGAGUCAGCAAGUUCCCAGCGGCCGCUGAAAUGCUCGGUGUCUCCGGGGAGCCAAGUGCGCCGACGCCGCCUAGCCGGGGCGGCGCAGGGCAUGCCGGAAAUUGUAGUUCUCCCGCCGCACCGUCCGCCCGCCGCGACGGGGCUGGCGCCCGCAGCCGCACUACGACUCCCGGCAUUCCCCGCGCCGCGCCGCGAGGAGCCCAGUUGAAGCGGGUGGCGGCGGAGCGCACCCCCUCCCCCCCCCCCGCCAAAAGCCCCGAACCAAAACAAAAACAAACCGCCCCUUAAGCCCCCCGCCCGCCCGCCGCCCCUACCGAGCCCCGGAAAUGGCGGCGCCGGGAGGGGGCUCUGCCAGCCGGGGGUGCUGAUCCGGCCGCCGCGUCCCCCCUGCCCGUCUCUCCCCGCCCAUGGGCAAGACAUGGACUACGAGUUCAAGUCGAAGCUGGCGGCCGAGCGCGAGCGGGUGGAGGACCUGUUCGAAUACGAGGGCUGCAAAGUGGGCAGAGGCACCUACGGGCACGUCUACAAGGCCCGCCGCAAGGACGGAAAAGAUGAAAAGGAAUAUGCACUGAAGCAAAUUGAAGGUACAGGAAUAUCCAUGUCGGCCUGUAGAGAGAUUGCACUUUUACGAGAGUUGAAGCACCCUAACGUGAUUGCAUUGCAGAAGGUUUUCCUUUCUCACAGUGACAGAAAGGUUUGGCUGCUGUUUGACUAUGCUGAACAUGAUUUGUGGCAUAUUAUCAAGUUUCACCGUGCCUCAAAAGCAAAUAAAAAGCCCAUGCAGUUGCCAAGAUCUAUGGUUAAAUCCCUACUCUACCAGAUCCUUGAUGGAAUCCAUUACCUCCAUGCAAACUGGGUGCUUCACAGAGAUCUGAAACCAGCAAACAUUCUGGUAAUGGGUGAAGGUCCUGAGAGAGGAAGAGUCAAAAUAGCUGAUAUGGGUUUUGCAAGAUUGUUCAACUCACCUUUGAAGCCAUUGGCAGACUUGGAUCCAGUUGUGGUGACAUUCUGGUACAGAGCUCCGGAGCUGUUACUUGGAGCCAGACAUUACACAAAGGCCAUUGAUAUUUGGGCAAUUGGCUGCAUAUUUGCUGAACUAUUGACUUCGGAACCUAUAUUUCACUGUCGUCAGGAAGACAUCAAAACAAGUAAUCCUUUUCAUCAUGAUCAGCUAGAUCGCAUUUUCAGUGUAAUGGGAUUCCCUGCAGAUAAAGACUGGGAAGACAUAAGGAAGAUGCCAGAAUAUCCAACUCUGCAGAAAGAUUUUAGGAGAACAACAUAUGCCAAUAGUAGUCUCAUAAAAUACAUGGAGAAACACAAAGUCAAGCCUGACAGCAAAGUUUUCCUUUUGCUUCAGAAACUUCUUACUAUGGACCCUACAAAGAGAAUUACCUCAGAGCAGGCUUUGCAGGACCCUUACUUUCAAGAGGAUCCUCUGCCUACAUCAGAUGUAUUUGCUGGCUGUCAGAUUCCAUACCCUAAAAGAGAAUUCCUCAAUGAAGAUGAACCUGAAGAGAAAGGGGAUAAGAAUCAGCAGCAGCAGAACCAACAUCAGCAGCAAACAGCACCUCAGCAGCAGCCGCAGGCAGCGCCGCCGCCACCACAGCCGCAGCAGCAGAACAGCGCCCAGACCAACGGGACGGCGGGGGGCACAGGCGCCGGAGGAGGGGGCGCGGGCACCGGGCUGCAGCACAGCCAGGACUCCAGCCUCAACCAGGUGCCUCCCAACAAGAAACCACGCAUAGGGCCUUCAGGCACUAACUCAGGCGGGCCUGUCAUGCCUUCAGAUUAUCAGCACUCCAGCUCACGCCUGAGUUACCAAAGCAACAUUCAGGGAUCUUCUCAGUCCCAGAGUACAAUGGGCUAUUCUACAUCGUCUCAGCAGAGCUCCCAGUAUCACCAAUCUCAUCAGUCUCACAGGUACUGAGAGGGCUAACAGACUGCACUCAGAAAGGAAUGGACUAAAAACCAGAAGACUCCAGCAAUAUGAAGUUCAUAUCGAUGAGAAGAACCAAAAAUACAAAACUCUGAUGCAGAAUUCAAGUUCACAAUGACAAAAGGAAAACUUCACUUACUGAAGACUUCUUUCCCCUUGGCCCCACUUGCCCCUUUAUUGCCAUAAAGGAGAUUCUCGUGAAGUUUUCCUCCUUUCCUGCCCUUGCAUGUGCUCCAUUGUGGUUACUCUAAUGAACCCUUCUGAUCUGAACCCAGCACUUAACUUCUUUAACCUUUGGAAUUUUGAAGGAUUCCUGGUGCACCUUCCUUAUGCUGUAGUGAUUGCCAUAAAUCUGUCUUUUCAAUCUCUUUGAUGGGAUUUUAAAGUUUUAAAAUCUUGAACUCCCUGCUUUCAAGCUUGUAUAUAGUUAGUUUUGUACUAGGCAAACCAGUUUAGCUAUACAGGUAUAUUGCACCUUUUUAAAGCACUAUGUUAUUUUCACAGGAUAUUACUGUUUUGCUCAUGGAUGUCAAGAACAGCAAAAUUUUACUGUUCCAGAGUAUUUUACUAUUCUGUUUUUAUUAGUCUAGUCUUCAGGCGAGGUCUUAAGAAUAAAAAAUUUUAAAAAUAAAUAAAAUUUAAAAAGAAAAAGGAAAAAAGAAAAAACCCCACCCAAGUCUCUGCAGCAAGAAAUAUGCUUCAUGCUACUGGACUGAACUCCGAACAGAAGAUUGCUGAUAUUUCUUAACACAUUCACAUUGAAUUCUUGAAAUCACAGUGAUCAUGCUCUGACUAGUUCUAAAUUAAGCAUUAUUUUAAAUGAAACCAGGAUAGUCACAUAAAAAGGAGAUGCUUUCAGGAUCUGUUGGAACAGAAGAAUGGAAUGUCUUCCCAGGCUGGACACCAAAAUAGUCAGGAAAAUAUAAAAUAAAAAAUAUACUGCCCUUAAGUCUUAGUAGGAAUGCAGAUGAUGGGCUUGUUUUUCUAUUAAGCAGCUGAUUAAUGUUUGUGAGAGUUCUAUGAGUUUAGCUUUCUUUACCAUUCCUGAGUCAGUUUUCUGAAUCGAAAGGUGACAGAAAGACUUUUGAAAGCAAAUGCAUUUAAUCAUUUUGUUUGAAUUAAUAAUUAAGAGAAAUUACUGUGCAUUUUGAAAAGCAUGUUGAAAAUUGUUCCUUUUUCAUGUUUAUAAUGCAUAUUCUGUGUCCCUCACAUUGCUGUGAUUAACCCAGAUUAGUUACACCAGAUGCGCUUGAUUGCACUGAAAUGUUUCUUUUUCCCUAGAGCAAACAUGUUUUGAUUGUGCCUAAGGACUGUAAGUGGAUGGGUAGCUGGCAGAAAAUCCCCAGUAAAUAAGCAGGAGUUCAGAAGAAUCAGAGGAUUAUUGUCCAACUUCUGCAACCACAGUUAUUCGGAGAGACACAACAUGUAAUUUGGGACAGCUUAAUUUUCCCUUCAGCCUUCAGAAACCAGGCUGGUUCUAGUUGCAGAAAACCUGGGAAAAAUGCAUUUAGAAAGCUACUAGCAAUGUUACAACAGCGAGCUUCUACAACUGGUGUCCAGAGAAGUGAAAUGAGAAGAGUUUAUAUGGGAACAGUUAAUGUUACAGGCUUUUAUACUGCAGUGUGUUCUCUUCUGUCUUCUGUCCAUACAAAAAAAAAGUGUAUAUAGCUGUACACAUUCACACUGAGGUUGUGAUCAGACCUAGCAAGAUGAGUAAAUUUGUUUGCUCUGAAAAGAAUGCUUUUCAUCACAGCUAGACACAUACAUGUUUCAACUGGAUUUGAUCUGCCCAUCAGCUUUAGUGCCCCCUUCCUUCUCAAGCACGUGUUGUUUUCAUGAACAGUUGGCUUGCUUUGGCCAUAUCUACUAUCAUGUGGUUUUGACAACACCCAGCUUCUCUGGAAAAGCAACUAAAACCUACUUUUGUCAUCAAAUGGGUAAGAAGGUGAUAAAAAAUUAAAUGAAGCAAUUUGAAUGAAAAAAUUUUGGGGGGGGAAAAAUAAUCUCCCGAAUGAUACUUUCAAUAUGUAAGCCUUGAAAUGCCACGUAUUAUACAUAGCCUAGUGGCCAGUUUGAAAGAAUUGUUCCUUUAUUAUAUUUCAAUGAAUCUGGGGUCACAUUCUUUCCGUAAGUGGAAAGUUUCACCUCUUACUGAUGUUGGGAUGUGGUACCUUUGAGCUACUGGAUAUUUGGCCAGUGCCUUAAAGAAACAUUUAUAUUUUUGUGACUUGAAUGUCACACUUCUGGAAAUUAACCUUUGGCAGAGUCAUUUUUGUUAACUCCUGUUCUUUUCACCCUUUUAUUUUCUCAAAAUCCUUUUGGUUUUCCCUUUCUAGUUACCUAACAUUUGUUCUCCCUGCUGUCACCUCCAGCUGAUGGUCAACAUGCAUAUAACUUCAGGAGGUGGCAGGGAGUCGUGUUACUGUAUGUUUAAUUAAGGUGGGCUUGUGUGCCAAUAAGGCAAUAUCGUGGUGUAGAUUAAUCUGUAUGCAGAGUGUAAAACUUCACAGCAAUGUAAGGUGCUUCAGUUGAGUGAGCUUCCAGCUUCUAGAGCAACAGCCACAACCUCUCUCUAAGCUGCACUGGAAUUUUUGCCUUCGGUAGGUCUGAUAGAUGUCCCCAAGCUGCCUCUCUCACCUUCUGUGUGCACAGGUGAAGCCCAGCUGACUUCCUCCAUUGCCUUCUAACUCACAGAUGGGAAGAGAGCAAAGAAAAGUGAAGGCAUUUGCUGUGAGAUGUAGGCUGUGCACACUCUUCUGGUUCCUUCCUGGUGAUGAAAUAAUUCAUCUUCUCUCCAGAGCUUGAUGAGUGUUGCCAGGGUGGGUGUCAGGCAUAACAGAAGAAGCCUUUGCUUUCCAUGGUUCAUCCCAUGAGGUAAAAACGCUCCAAUUUCGGAAGUGAAUUAUGCAGCUUGUCAUGGGAAGCAAAGACCACGCCAUUUUUGCAUUGUUUUUGGGCCUGUGCAGUUUCAUUAGUGUACUCGUAGCUCUGUCUCUGCUCGUAACCUUUACACCUUCACCAGAGUGUUUCACAGCAGUACUGAGAGCGGAAGGUGACACCAGCAGAGCUGUCUGCUCCAUCCUGGUCACCUGGUGGGAGAGCAGGCUGCUGAAUACAGCUUUUCCCAGAGGAAAAAAACCUGUGGGGAACCAACGGGAUGAGCAAGCCUGGUUCACAGAGGUGAAGUUUAUGUAGCACAAAGUGCACAAUGAAGGAAAAAUAGAGGGAAGGCUGCGAGUCCUGCUCUGUAUCUGUGACACUGUAUCUGGGGAAGGGGAGGGAAGAGCAUUCAUUGCGGGAGGGGUGGUGGGAAGCUAGAAGUGUUCAAAUAUGUAUAAUAUUUUAUAUAAAUGUAAUAAGCUUAGUUUCCCCUUCAUAAUCUUCAGGAAUGGUACUUUAACACCAUUAAGCAAAGAAUUGUUUUAGGAUUAAAUAAAUGUAUUGUACAUAAGGCCAUACGUAAUCUUCUAAAAACGUCGCCAGACAGGAGCAAUGUGUAUUACUAUAUGAAAAAAAAAAGUCCUUAAUGCACUGUUAUCUCCUAAAUAUUUAGUAGUAAAUUAAUACUAUUUAAUUUUUUUAAAAAUUUGUCUUGUGUAGACACUAAAAAGUAUUACACAAAAUCUGGGCAGAACAUGUCCUUUUUAACAGCAAUUUAAAGAACUUUUUAUAUAUGUAAGGUAGUAACUUUUCAAAUUGUUCUAGUUGUAUUUUCCCAUGUUUACUAUUUGUGGAAGUGUGCCUGUCUUCAGUUAUUUUUUUUUCUAAGUUCAUGCACACAUCUUUCGUUUUUGUAGUUUUCCUUAGAAAUUUCCUUAGAAAUUAUUGCCUCAUGCCACCACAAAACUUUGCCACUCUAUAUCUGUGGUGGCCACAUUCAGCAGUGCCCGUGCCAAUGGGCUAGCAAAACCACAAAGCAAAAUACUUCUUUCUUAUUCUAGAGUUGAGAGUUUACUGCUUUUAAUUUGUCCUGAUGUCACUCUUAAAAUGACUGUUAAACUGAAACUUUGAGUUCAUUGCAUUUAUUUUAUAUUCUUGGUUGUAAUGAAAUGGAAUUGACUUUGCUUCAGUGUGAAUUUUUUUAAUAAAAUAAUAUACAUUUGUAAUAAUAAUAAAAAGUUCAAAU
This is a messenger RNA of Calypte anna (Anna's hummingbird), 6191 nucleotides long. It is a transcript of the gene CDK19, whose product is annotated as cyclin dependent kinase 19. Gene Ontology annotation, molecular function: RNA polymerase II CTD heptapeptide repeat kinase activity; cyclin-dependent protein serine/threonine kinase activity; ATP binding. The coding region runs from base 548 to 2056 and encodes 502 amino acids. The record is from RefSeq and is a predicted model, not a curated record. The transcript has 13 exons. Gene Ontology annotation, cellular component: mediator complex; cytosol; nucleus. Gene Ontology annotation, biological process: protein phosphorylation. NCBI's taxonomy places the organism in Eukaryota, Metazoa, Chordata, Aves, Apodiformes, Trochilidae.